Molecule: messenger RNA, 2363 nt
Organism: Morus notabilis
Lineage: Eukaryota; Viridiplantae; Streptophyta; Magnoliopsida; Rosales; Moraceae
Product: probable leucine-rich repeat receptor-like protein kinase At1g68400
Exons: 2
Coding region: 125-2134 (669 amino acids)
Biological process (GO): protein phosphorylation
Molecular function (GO): protein kinase activity; protein binding; ATP binding
Source: RefSeq, a predicted model, not a curated record
UUACCACCCCUUUCUCCUUUCUUCUCGUUUACCAAAUACCAACACUCUGGUUUUAGGCUUUUACACUAACAAAACCUACUCUCCUCUCCCUCUCUCUCUCUCUCUCUCUAGUUGCGGAGAAACAAUGGCGAAACCCACCAUUUGUUUUCUGCAUUUCCUUCUUCCAUUCUUACUCCUCGGAGUUUCUUCGAGCUCCGACAUGGAAGCUUUAAUGGCGUUCAAAGCGGCAUCCGACGUCUCCAACAAGCUCACCCAUUGGAACUCAACCUCAAACCCUUGCUCUUUGCCCGGCGUCUCGUGCACAAACGACAGAGUCUCUCGUCUCGUCCUCGAGAACCUUGAUCUCCACGGCUCGUUCCAGCGUCUCACUGCCCUAACUCAGCUCCGAGUUCUGAGCCUGAAAGGAAACAGCCUCACCGGUCACAUUCCGGAUCUCUCCAACUUCACAGCCCUCAAACUCCUCUUUCUCUCCCACAACAACUUCUCCGGUGGGUUUCCGGCCUCUCUGACGUCUCUGUCUCGUCUUUACCGUCUCGAUCUGUCUUGCAACAACCUCUCAGGUGAGGUUCCAGUUUCGGUCAACCGUUUGACCCAUCUCUUGACUCUCCGGCUCGAGUCGAACCGGUUUUCUGGUUCUAUCUCCGGUCUGAACGUCCCGAAUCUCCAGGACUUCAACGUUUCAGAAAACAGCUUCUCGGGUCAAAUACCCAAACCCUUGUCGGGUUUUCCAGAAUCCGCGUUCUCCCAAAAUCCGAACUUAUGCGGAUCUCCGCUCCGAAACUGCACGGCGAUUCCUGUCAACCCGACGAAGCCCGGAUCCGAUGGCGCAAUAGCGUCGCCGCUGGUGCCGGGGACCAAUUCGACGGUCGUGGCGUCUUCUCCGAGCUCGUUGCCGAUAAACUCAUCCCCCGAGAAAUCGGACGGUAACGGUAAUAAUCGCCACAACGGGACGGCGAAAAUCAGCACAAUGGCACUAAUCGCCAUAAUACUCGGCGAUGUUUUGGUGAUCGUAGUGAUAUCGCUUCUCCUCUACUGCUACUACGCAUCGAAGUACCGCGACGGGAAGGGUACGAAUUCGAAGCUUCUAGAAACCGAGAAGAUUGUGUACUCGUCGAGCCCGUACCCUGCCCAGCCCGGGUUCGAGAGAGGGAGGAUGGUGUUCUUUGAAGGGGUUAAGCAAUUCGAGCUCGAGGAUUUGCUCCGGGCCUCGGCGGAGAUGCUCGGAAAGGGCGGGUUCGGGACGGCGUACAAGGCGGUGCUGGACGACGGCAAUGUGGUGGCGGUGAAGCGGCUGAAGGACGCUCAGGUGGGAGGGAAGAGGGAGUUUGAGCAGCACAUGGAGGUGCUGGGAAGGCUUAGGCAUCCGAAUGUGGUCAGCUUGAGGGCCUACUAUUUCGCCAGGGAAGAGAAGUUGUUGGUCUAUGAUUACAUGCCCAAUGGCAGCUUGUUUUGGCUUCUUCACGGUAACAGAGGCCCAGGAAGAACCCCAUUGGACUGGACCACAAGGCUGAAAAUCGCGGCAGGAGCAGCCCGUGGGCUGGCAUUCAUCCAUAGCUCAUGCAGGUCCCUAAGACUCACCCACGGCAACAUCAAGUCCACCAACAUCCUCCUCGACAACACCGGCACCGCCCGCGUCUCCGAUUUCGGACUCUCCGUCUUCGCCGCGCCGCCCGCCGCCCCUCGAUCCAACGGCUACCGCGCCCCGGAGUCCAUCGACGGCCGUAAGCUCACCCAGAAGUCCGACGUCUUCUCCUUCGGCGUCCUCCUCCUCGAGCUUCUCACCGGGAAGUGCCCCUCCGCCGUCGACGGCGGUGUCUCCGGCGGCGGUGGAUACUCCGGUGCGGUAGUGGACCUCCCGAGGUGGGUCCAGUCCGUCGUGAGGGAGGAAUGGACGGCUGAGGUUUUUGACCUGGAGCUGAUGAGGUACAAAGAUAUUGAAGAGGAAAUGGUGGCUUUGCUUCAGAUUGCCAUGGCCUGUACGGCUUCUACGCCUGACCAACGGCCCAGGAUGAGCCACGUGGGCAAGAUGAUCGAGGAGAUUCGCGGGGUCGAAGUGUCGCCGAGUCAUGACGGGUUGGACUCGGUGUCUGAGUCGCCUUCUGUGUCGGAGGACACGUGCGGAGCGAGUCAGUGAAAAUGAUGGUAGAGGAGAUUUUUUAUAUAUAUAUAUUAUACGGAGGAGAAUGGGGAAGAAGAAAACGUACGAGGAAGACACAAUUUGGGUGCUGUAAUGUAAAUCACGGGGUUUUGUUUUAUUUGUUUUUUUCUCUUGUUUUUUUCCCCCCCUAAAAAAAUAUUAUUUCGUGUAGUUUUGUCUUAUGGGCUUUAAGUUGGCUAUUUAAAGCGAUUGCGGAAUUCUUAUA